Messenger RNA from Populus euphratica (Euphrates poplar), 630 nucleotides. RefSeq lists its product as uncharacterized. Lineage: Eukaryota; Viridiplantae; Streptophyta; Magnoliopsida; Malpighiales; Salicaceae. The record is from RefSeq and is a predicted model, not a curated record. The transcript has a single exon. Bases 1 to 630 code for a protein of 209 amino acids.
AUGGAGCCAGCAAGCACACCGGAAGUGGGCAAGAAAUUAUGGCACAUAUUACGAGUUAUAUUCUACAUGGUAAGAAAGAGCAUAUCAAAGAGCAGAAUAAUGGUUGAUCUCCAUUUGAUGCUAAAACGAGGUAAUAAACUAGCAGAAAAAGCCAUAUGCAACCUCAUGUUCCACAACUACCACCACUCUUCUUUCAGUUGCCGCUCCAAUGACGCACUUUCUUUCAUUUCCCCGCGAGAAUACGAGUUUAGCUGCAGCAACAGCCCGGCUAAUUUCAACCCUUUCUACACCCACAAACGCAAGCACCAACUCAACCUUUUUGCCAAGUCUUACAAGUAUAACGACGUCACCACUGUUGCUGCUGUGCAAAAGAUGCUUGAAAUGUUAAACAAUCCUGAGGUAGCCAGCGCCGUUGAAGCAUCACCAUUGUCGCUGCCAGGAUUUGGAAAGAGUCCUAUGGUGAGGCAGUUGAGAAUAACUGACUCGCCUUUCCCACUAAAAGAUGAAGGAGACAGUCAAGUGGACAAGGCAGCUGAGGAAUUUAUCAAGAAGUUCUACAAGGACUUGAAGCUCCAAAAAACCGCUGCUGCCGCCCUUGAAUCACCGUACAAUGGCAUGUGGGGCAGAUAA